CCAAACCACAUCAAAACUCCACACAACACCCCAGGCAAAAAUUCAGAUGCAACCACAACCCCACAUAACACCCCAGUCCAUAAUUCAGAUCCAACCACUACCCCACACAACACCCCAAUUAAAAGUCCAAACCAAACCACAACCCCACACAACACCCCAGUCCAAAAUUCAAAUGAAACCACAACCCCACACAACACCCCAGCAGAAAGUCCCGAUCCAACUACAACCCCACACAACAGCCCGUACUAAGCUCCAUGCACAGCCAAAACCCCUAUCGACAACCCAGCCUAUAUUUCAAACAAAACCUCAACUGCAAAUCCAAACAACAGUCCAGCCCAAACUCCACACCCAACCUCAACAACACCUGGCAGUAUCCCAGCCUACAGAGCAUACCCACCCCCUUUCACUGCCUCAGACAAAACCAAAACCCCAAUCACAUCUUCAAACCACACCACAUCUUGAAUCAGAACCACAGCCUCAGCCAACACCCUACACCAAACGCCAGGCCCAACCUCUAGCACAAGAGCAACAUAAGACCCAGACAGAGCCUCAGAGACAAGAUCAACUAAGUUCCCAAACCACUCCUGUGCCAUCCAUUCAAUCCACUUAUCCAAUACCCCAGCACAUUCCCUAUACCAAGGAAAGACUGCUAAAGACUCAAAUUCAACCUCAACCUCAACCUCAUCCACAAAAUAAAUCUCCAAAUCCACCACAUAAACCAAAGACACCACAACAACAGCCAGGUGUAAGUACCAGGCACAAGUCUGGAAACCAACCAACAUCAAAACCAAGCAUAAUUUCUUCCCAUUCCAAACCCUCAACACAACCCGAACCCAAGAACCAAACCAAGCCCCAACCACUCUCUCAACCAAAAAGGCAGCCCAAGCUUCACCCAUCAACUCAAUUUCCAAAAAGUCAUUCAAAGCCAAUAAUUAGGGAUAAGCAAAACUCUCCACCAAAAAUUCUGCCACAGUUAAAAUUACAACCUCCAAAAAACACCCAGGACCAUGUUGUACCUCAACCCAUUACCAAGCCACAGUUUCCAUCAAAGGCCCAGUCACAACCCCAACUUCCAUCUAAGCCCCAACCUAAACCUCAAGCUGGGCUUCAGCCUCACUCCAGGACCUACUCUGAUCCCACCAAGGUCACCUCAAAGCAGGCAGUCCCUACGGCUCCUAGUCCACAAGAAGAGGGCAAGCCUCUACCAAGACCUGCCCUGGCUACAGAGAAGGCUGGUAGAUACAAUCAUGGUCCUGGUGUUCUCGGGUCGUCUGAAGUUCCUCGUUCUCCCAUUAGCUCAUCUGUUCCUACAGCAGGAAGAAACACCACCCUGCGUCGCACAUGGGCUACUUCUCAUUCCACUAAUCAUGUUGCCAGACCAUUCUCACAAUCCAGGACAGUCACUUCCUCUCACAGUUCCAGCACACCUGGCGCCAGUGGGGCGCAUCAUAGGGGCAAUGCUCUUCCUAGACGUAUGGUGUGGCCCAAAGAAAAAUCCGUUCUGCGUCCCCCUGUUUCUGGCAACAAGAAGCCCAACCUGGUGGGAAAGCCUAGCAGUCAUGAUAAACUCAUGGACCUGAAACAAGGAGAAAAGGCGUCUAUCCUGAAGCCGUUCCCGCUGGUCACAGCCAGACCCAAGCAAGAGCCCAAACAGCAGACGACCACCACAGCCCCUGCGCUAAACACCAGCCGUUUUGACAUAUAUGAAAACUCCUCCAUAUUCAGGCCCUUGCCUAAGUCAGAGGUAGACAGCAUGGGCAACCCGCGCUUUAUAGCUCCCCACGUCAUCUACAAGACAGAUAAGCCGCCAGAAGAGCCGUGUUCUAUCACCUCCUCCCUCGCUUACUUCCCCGAUGAGGAAGGCAGCGAUCAGAAUGUGACCGGUCCUCCCCGUCUACCUCCAUCCAACGUCACUGUGGUCACCGUGGAGGGUUGCCCAUCCUUUGUCAUUCUUGACUGGCAGAAAACCGACAACGAAACCAGAGAGUAUGAAGUUGUGUCCACCACCACAGGCCCGAAUGGAAGGCAGAUGUCAGUAUUGACAACCAACCAGACCCACACAGCCGUGGAGAAUCUCAAACCAGAGAGCAGUUAUGAAUUCACAGUAACACCGAGGAAUGAGCUGGGAACGGGACCCUCCUCCGAUCCUGUAACUUUUAGCACAGAGUCAGCGGACCCUCGAGUGAGCGAGUAUGUUUCAGGCAAAGAUGCCAUCUGGACUCAGUUUCCGUUUAAAGCUGAUGCCUACUCUGAAUGCAAUGGAAAGCAGUUCGUGAAGAGAACCUGGUACCGAAAGUUUGUGGGCAUCCAGCUCUGCAACUCCUUAAGAUACAAGAUCUACCUGAGCGAGACUCUCAAUGGGAAGUUUUACAACAUAGGGGAUCAGACGGGAUACGGCGAGGACCACUGUCAGUUUGUGGAUUCUUUCUUGGAUGGCAAGACUGGCAGCCAUUUUCUGGCUGACCAGCUUCAAAGCAGACAAGGCUUCUACAGAGCGCUGAGACAAGAGCCCGUUUCCUUUGGAGAGAUCGGAGGAAAGUCGCACGCGACUUACGUAGGCUGGUAUGAGUGUGGCACGCCCAUACCUGGAAAGUGGUAAGAACCCACAGGACUGUCCAGGAGGAUGGACUAAGUAGUGAGGAAGAAGAUGGACAUCAAAGACGCCUGAGUGAUCCUGAAGGGAGGUGGGCUUUUCUUACGUGGACUCUGUAGACGGCGCUUUAAAAUCACACCUCCGUCCUGGACGUGGACUUCUACAGAACUAUUAGGCGUCACAAAACUCUCUAGAGUACAUUUCUUGAUCAUAAAUGUCCCUAGGGACAAAAGAAUGCAGAAGUUGGAGUGAUCCAAAAUGUUGAACAUACAAUUAAUCACAAGAGAAAAUGUUGGGAAGCUGGCUCCCAAAGUGUAAUAACUUGAUAUAAAGUAUGAUAAUAUUUAUCAAGAAUAUUGAAUUGUGUGUGCUGGGGCUUUUGAGAUAAACUAAAAUGCAGUAUUUGUAUUGAGCGCCCACACUGGUCAUGUGUAUACAGACAGGUGCCAAUCAUAUGUUCAUUGUACAGGUUGACUGUAAAAUACACAAACACACAGUGACCUUCUGCUGGCCCUAAGGGAUUAUUAACAGUUGCAGUUUGCACAGUAUUAAACGUCUGCUCAUAUAUGUAUAUGGUGUCCAAUACAGUUUAUUAAGUGUCUGACAGAUGGUGGCACAUUUCAGGUAAAAGAGAAUAAUCAGUGGUUCAGGCCAGCAUUUCUAUGGGAGCUUUUAGAAAUGAGACUUGAUGCCAUUAAUGUCGGCUUGUCCUGUAUUUUACAGAGUAAAAAUAUAAUAGUGGAAACUGUACAAA
Neolamprologus brichardi is the source of this 3347-nucleotide messenger RNA. It is a transcript of the gene abi3bpa, whose product is annotated as ABI family member 3 binding protein a. NCBI's taxonomy places the organism in Eukaryota, Metazoa, Chordata, Actinopteri, Cichliformes, Cichlidae. Gene Ontology annotation, molecular function: protein binding. The record is from RefSeq and is a predicted model, not a curated record. Gene Ontology annotation, biological process: positive regulation of cell-substrate adhesion; extracellular matrix organization.